AGGCUUAUUACGUCGAUAUGUAUAGAAAAGUGCUGGCGCAAAAUUGAAGUGGAAUCGCGUGACGAGGUAAUUUUCGGAAAAUGGCCUCGAAGAAGUUGCCGAGAAGACACACCUCGUGGGCUGAUGAAAUGGAAGAAUUGGAGAGUGUUGAAAACUCUGCUCCUUCACCUGUUGCAUGUAAGAAGAUUUCCAGAAAAGAUCGCGUGAAGAAGGAAAUCAAGAUGGAACCGUCUUCCGAUUUCGUCGGCGAUGAAGAAGACCGGAAACCGGUCGUAGGAAACAUCCGCGUGUCGAUCAAUUCGGGAAACGAAACCGAGGUGUCAUCUGGUGUGAAGUUCGAGGAAGACGAGAAUCGGAAACCCGCUGAAGUCGUUGUCCGAAACACGAGGUCUUCCUCGAGAAGAAUAAACAUGGAUGACGAGGACCGGAAGUCGCAGGGAAAGACACCGGGAUCUCGUCUUGAACACGAACCCCGGAAGCGUCCCCACGAGCGUUCGAGGGCUGCUUUCAAAUCGACUCCUACGAAAAAAGAAAAAGGCAAACUAUCCUCGGCUUCGUCGAUGGACGACAUGAGCAGCAACAACUCGGACAUGCUCAGUCCACGCCAAAAGGCCCGGAAAUUGCAGCCACGAUUCCGGUCGCGCAAUUUUUCGCAGAUUUCCAACUAUAGUUCCUCGUCGCAAGACUCGAGUGGCACGUCGACGAGGAAUAAUUUGUGGAGCGUCAACAAACAUCCGGCCGACUGUGAUCUUUCUGCGGCUCGCACGCGUUUUUAUCACACUGUGAUUCCGGAUGAUCCGGACAACCGUGAGGAAGAUCCUGACGUUUUGGUCAGGAGACAAAAGCAAAUCGAUUAUGGCAAGAAUACGCUGGCUUACGAGAGAUAUAUUUCGAAAGUCGACAAAGAUGUGCGAACAGCGGACAUGCCGUGGACGCCCAACAAGUAUCAGAAAACAUCCCGUCGAUCGUUCGACUCGCAAAUAAAGCUCUGGAAGAUCGCUCUUCACGCGUGGGACCGAGAAGCCGAAGACGACAGUGUUAAGUGAACGCCGAGACUCAAGUUGUAUUACAAGGUUAUGCCUGUUAUUAUUAUUUGAAUAUUUUGUGAAGAAUGCGAGGUAGAAGAAUCCGUUUUUGCUACGCUAUCGUAUAUUGUACAUCUUUUGUGGGUUUUUUCUAAGUGUUUUUUUUAUAUCCCGGAGAACGUAUCGGAUGAAAUUUCGGAGAUUUCAGCGUAAUUUGGUACCCGGAAUUUUUGGUUUAUCGUAUUCCUCCUUUUAUGCGUGUGAAUUUUCCUGAUCCUCGGGCUGUUGUUUUAAUGGUUUCAGGUUAUUCCGCGGUCUCGUCAAUGAAUUUUCUUUUGUGCUAGUAAAACCGAAUCUCGCAAAAUUCAGUUGCUGUUCGAAAAGCGAAUGUUCCUUCUGUGAUUCUGUAUAAUUCAGCUUUAACAAGACAGCUUUCACGGGUGAUUUUCCGAAAGCGUUGCGGAGUGAUUGGCUCCUUCGAAACCCUAGUGUUCGAGGAUUUCUCGUGGACAUUAUUGGUGUUUUGUACGAAAGUGGUGGAGAAGGGGGGGGAUUAAUCCGUGAAUCUGUUGAAGCUAUUCAGCGCAUUCGGUCUUCAGGAGAACAGUACCUGUGAAAUUUGUGAGCAACGAAACCCAGACGUCGAGGAUUGGAAUCGUGAAGAAGCUACAGCCUCGUUUCGACCUGUGCGUGGACGACAUCAUCACGCUGUGUCCAGCAGUAGUUGCCGCCCUCAUUGAAGGUCAUCUGAGGCCUCAUUUGGUCAUCCAUCCUGACGCCCUUGCCGAGUUUGAUGGGAUCAACACCCGGGAACCCAAUUGUGUUGUGUUCUGGGUGAUGCGGCGCAUCACUUGUACGAAAACCUGAGUACCGCAUUUCGCGUUUUGAUGGGUUCCGAGGAAAAGUUUCUGUUCUGUUUGGGAAAAAGAAAAUUCUGGCAAGAAGACGGUGAGCUGACUUCGGGCGUGGGACCAUUUGCAGUAGGACUCGAGUAUGCGUGUGGUGUGAGAUACGGAAGUGAUAGAGAAACCAUCGGAAUCCUAUUUCCUGGAAGGCGGGAAACGGCUCGGGAUGAAACCCGAGGAAGUUGUGAUGAUCGAGGAUGAUAUUGAAAGCGAUGAAGUCGGGGAUGAUGGGAAUACUUGUCCGAACGGGAAAGUAUUGUCCGACGGACGAUAAUCACCGUGUGAAGCCCGAUGCCGUUUUGGGCUAUCUUUGUGCUAUUAUUGACGAAUUUUUGGGUUAAACCCCUCGUUGUGUUGAAAAGACUUCACGUUGUUCGAGUGUGGUUUUAGUCAUUAUUUCUCGCGUAUAUAUCGACUUGUUUCGAGAGCGUCGGAAUUUUUUUGGAAGUGAAACUCGAUUGAUGGAAACCCGCAU
Notodromas monacha is the source of this 2405-nucleotide messenger RNA. The record is from the annotation of a GenBank genome assembly. Lineage: Eukaryota; Metazoa; Arthropoda; Ostracoda; Podocopida; Cyprididae.